Molecule: messenger RNA, 819 nt
Organism: Haliaeetus leucocephalus (bald eagle)
Lineage: Eukaryota; Metazoa; Chordata; Aves; Accipitriformes; Accipitridae
Product: proteasome subunit beta type-6-like
Exons: 7
Coding region: 1-819 (272 amino acids)
Cellular component (GO): proteasome core complex
Molecular function (GO): threonine-type endopeptidase activity
Source: RefSeq, a predicted model, not a curated record
AUGACACCAGGGCAUUACCCCCCCCGCAAUGGGACCACGGAAGCCCUGGUGGUCCUGGUGGUCCUGGUCCAGGGGGGGCUCGGAACUGCCUUCACCAAGGUGAUCUCCGUGGAAAAUGGGGGGCCCUGGGGGGACUGGGGCGACGCUGAGUUCUGUCCUGACAACACCUACGCUACCGGCUUCCAGCUGAAGAAGGAAGCCCGCUGGGGGCUGGGGGGGGACUAUGGGGCAGAGAGACCGCCCCCGCCUCAGCGCAGCCCCUCCGCCCAGACCACCAUCAUGGCCGUGGAGUUCGACGGGGGAGUCGUCAUCGGGGCCGACUCCCGCACCACCACCGGGUCGUACGUGGCCAACCGGGUGACGGACAAGCUGACCCCCGUCCACGACCGCAUCUUCUGCUGCCGCUCAGGCUCUGCCGCCGACACGCAGGCGGUGGCCGACGCUGUGGCCUAUCAGCUGGCCUUUCACAGCGUGGAGCUGGAGGAGCCGCCCCGGGUGCGGACGGCCGCUCGUCUCUUCCAACAAACCUGUUACCGUUACCGGGAGGAGCUCAGCGCCGGCAUCAUCGUGGCUGGCUGGGACCCACGCCGGGGGGGGCAGGUGUACGUGGUGCCAAUGGGGGGGCUCCUCCUGCGGCAGCCCUUUGCCGUGGGGGGGUCAGGCAGCUCCUACAUCUAUGGGUUCCUGGAUGCCGCCUUCCGCCCUGGGAUGACCCGUCCCCAGUGCCAGGAUUUUGUUGCCCGUGGUGGGAUCGAGGAGGCGCUGGGGGACAAGGCCAAAUUCGCCGGGCGCAAGUUCAGGAACCCCAAGGCCAAGUAG